Molecule: messenger RNA, 1905 nt
Organism: Penicillium soppii
Lineage: Eukaryota; Fungi; Ascomycota; Eurotiomycetes; Eurotiales; Aspergillaceae
Product: aldehyde dehydrogenase family protein
Exons: 3
Coding region: 1-1905 (634 amino acids)
Molecular function (GO): aldehyde dehydrogenase (NAD+) activity
Source: RefSeq, a predicted model, not a curated record
AUGGACUGUCUGGCAUCGCAUAUUCCGCCAUCGCUGCGCUCUCUGUUGGAGGCUUACGCGCCUUCCGGAUCCGAGGAGUAUGUGCCGCAUAUCGGAGUCGCGCUGGCCUCCCUACUCGCCGUGUAUGUGGGGUACCUCUAUAUCCAGAGUCGGAGAGAGGCAGCCGUCGCGUUCAAUGUGCCAAUCCCAGCUGAAGUCCGCAAGAGCGAUGGAGGCAAGACAUGGGAGGAGGUCCAGGGGCAGCGGAAGAUGGUGUUGCAGGAUCAAGUUCGGGGGAAAUGGAACCACCAGUUGAUUAUGAGCUACUGUCCUGCCGAUGGGAGAGUCCUUGGUAACGGAAUCAAGCCUGCCACGGUCGAAGAUGUCAACGAGGCCGUUCGGGCUGCGGGUGCUGCUCAGCGCGAAUGGGCCACAUCUACUUUUGUGGAGCGCAGAAAGGUUCUUCGGACACUGUUAAAAUACGUUCUCGACCACCAAGAUGACCUCGUUACCGCAUGCUGCCUCGAUUCGGGAAAAACAAAGGUGGACGCCUCAUUCGGCGAGAUCCUUGUGACAGUGGAAAAGCUCAAGUGGACUAUUGACCAUGGCGAGAAGGCCUUGCUGCCCGAACGCCGGCCGACCAACUUCCUGAUGAUGUACAAAAAGAACAUGGUCACAUACGAGCCUCUCGGUGUGGUGGGUGCCUGUGUGUCCUGGAACUACCCUUUGCACAACUUCAUCGGCCCCGUCAUCAGCGCGCUCUUCACCGGUAACGCAGUCGUCGUCAAGCCAUCCGAACAAACGGCAUGGUGUACAACCUACUUCCUCGACAUGGUGCGCGGCGCGCUCUCUAGCUGCGGUUACUCGCGCGACCUUGUUCAAAUGCUCGUCUGUCUCCCCGGAGUGGCAGACACCUUCACCUCUCACCCGGACAUCGCGCAUUUGACAUUCAUUGGAUCCCGACCCGUCGCCCACAAAGUCUGCGAAUCGGCAGCCAAGGCUCUAAUUCCUGUCUGCGUCGAGCUAGGCGGCAAAGAUCCAGCCGUGAUCCUCGACGACUCCCGCACUCUCCGCAACCUCUCCUCCAUCGCCUCGAUCCUCAUGCGCGGCGUCUUCCAAUCAGCCGGCCAAAAUUGCAUUGGUGUAGAGCGUAUCAUCGCCCUCCCAGGCGCCUACGACCGCCUAAUCGAGAUCGUCACGCCCCGCAUCCAAAAACUCCGUCUCGGCUCCAUCCUCCUCGACAGCACAACCCCAGACAUGGGCGCCAUGAUCUCCCCCGCCUCCUUUGCCAACCUGGAAAACCUAAUCAACGAAGCUGUAAGCCAAGGCGCCCGCCUCCUCACCGGUGGUACUAAACACGACCACCCGGUCCAUGAGCAUGGGCACUACUUCUCACCCACUCUCCUCGUAGACGUGACGCGGGACAUGCGCAUUGCCCAAACCGAACUCUUCGCGCCGGUUUUCCUCGUAAUGCGUGCCGAGUCCGUCGCUGACGCCAUCGCCAUCUCAAACUCAACGCCCUACGCACUGGGCGCAAGCGUCUUCGGCCACAACAAGGCAGACGUCCAAGCCUGUGUAACCCGUAUCUCCGCUGGAAUGGUAGCCAUCAACGACUUCGGCAGCUAUUACGCCGUGCAGCUUCCAUUCGGGGGUGUGCGUGGAUCUGGGUAUGGGCGGUUUGCGGGUGAGGAGGGACUGCGUGGGUUGUGCAAUACCAAGGCUAUUUGUGCUGAUCGCUUCCCUACGCUCAUUGGCACUGCUAUCCCCCCGCGUGUGGACUACCCUAUCCAGAAGCGGGAGGGUGAAUAUGGUGCUAACGACGGACAUAAAGCUUGGGAGAUGUGUAAGGGGGUUGUUGAGACUGGAUAUCAGUAUACUCUUGGUGGGUGGAUUGCUGGUAUCCUGAGAUUGUUGGGCAAUAUGUGA